Populus trichocarpa (black cottonwood) is the source of this 2887-nucleotide messenger RNA. Its product is annotated as tryptophan aminotransferase-related protein 2. The record is from RefSeq and is a predicted model, not a curated record. Gene Ontology annotation, biological process: amino acid metabolic process. The coding region runs from base 805 to 2178 and encodes 457 amino acids. The transcript is spliced from 5 exons. Gene Ontology annotation, molecular function: transaminase activity; carbon-sulfur lyase activity. Lineage: Eukaryota; Viridiplantae; Streptophyta; Magnoliopsida; Malpighiales; Salicaceae.
UGUUUUUUCGAGAUCUGCCAUAAGAAAACAGGAGUGGGAUUUCUUGAUACCUGAGAAAAAAAAUCUUCUUGUUGGAGCUCUUUUCAAGGGCAAUCCUACGGUUUCUGAGACUACUCAGUGCAUGAGAGCACUCAUCCCCACGGGCCACAGAACACUACUGGGUUCUUUCCGUUCUUUCACUUUCUUUCUCUUCUGUCCAAAAUCAAGAAAUAACAGUGCUUCUUUUUAAAAUCUUGAAAAGCAGGUGGUGGUUGAUUAAUCAUUUUGUUUCCUUUUUAGUAUUGAUUUUACUUGCUCGUUUCAAGUUCAUGUUUAAGUAACUUGAAGAUUUCUAUGCUAAUUCUUUGACAUCUUAGAGCCCUUUUUAUUUCAAAACUCACAGAUUUGAUGCUGGAAAAAGGCUCUAGAAACCCUUGAUUCUUCUUCUCUGGAUACCAGUUUCAUAAGGGUUUUUAGAGUCCUGCCAAAGGUGUCCAAACUGUCUUUCAAAAUCUUCCUAAAUAGUCGUCACCGAUAAUUACUAGCUUUUCCAGGAUUACUUAACUAAUGAUUCUUGUGUUUAUCUGAAGAUUUUAUAUUUUAAAGUCUAUAUUUUGUAACUGCUUGUUUUAAAGAUUUUUGUAACUGCCUGUAUGUCAAUCAAGGCUCUCGUAUUUUUCUCUGAGUUUUGCGACAUAAGCAACCUCUUUGGGUUCUCCAUUGCUGACAUCAACUGAAAGAGUUCUCUUCUUUAGCAACAACAGGCUCUGUUUUCUUCAAAUCCUCUGUUUUCUCGAGUUCUGUUUUCUCAAAUUUGUGAGAGAAAUGGCGAGGCUUUUCAGUGUUUUCUCAUUAAGGAACUUACUGGUGCUGUCUCUAGCUCUUAACGUGAGCUUGAUUUUGAGAGUGCUGUAUGAGAAAGAGUCUGGAGUCAUUAGCGGUCUCUCUCUGGACAACAGGAGAGAGGCAUUGAGGACUGAUAGUAUGCCUAGUGAGGCACAUGCUACCCAGAGGGAACAUCUUUCUAUGCGCUCUUCUUCUUCGUCUUCUUCUACAGUGGAUAGCAAUGGCAGGGACAGAGUAAUCAAUCUUGAUCAUGGCGAUCCGACAAUGUAUGAGAGAUAUUGGCAACAGACGGGUGACAAAUCCACCAUUUUGAUUCCUGGUUGGCAAUCAAUGAGCUACUUCUCUGAUGCUGGGAGCCUGUGCUGGUUUUUAGAGCCAGAGUUUGCCAAAGAGAUAUUUAGACUACACAAAGUAGUUGGCAAUGCAGUCACCGAGGACCGCUACAUUGUUGUUGGGACGGGUUCGACACAGCUUUAUCAAGCUGUAUUAUAUGCACUCUCCCCCCUAGAUGCAGCGGAACCCCUUAGUGUUGUAUCUGCAGCUCCUUACUACUCUUCUUAUCCAUUAAUCACUGACUGCCUGAAGUCAGGGCUUUAUAAAUGGGCCGGUGAUGCACAGAGUUUCAAUAAAGAAGGACCGUAUAUUGAACUCGUUACCUCCCCUAACAAUCCAGAUGGGUUUGUCAGGCAGUCUGUUGUCAACAAAAGUGGGGGCAUCUUGGUUCAUGAUCUUGCAUAUUAUUGGCCGCAAUACUCGCCAAUAGCUGCCGCCGCUGAUCAUGACAUUAUGCUCUUCACUGUGUCGAAAAGCACAGGACAUGCUGGGAUGCGCAUUGGAUGGGCUCUUGUCAAGGAUGAAGAAGUAGCCAAAAAGAUGGUGAAAUACGUAGAGCUCAACACGAUCGGCGUGUCAAAGGAUUCGCAGCUUCGAGCAGCUAAAGUGCUGCAAGUAGUGACUGAUGGCUGCAAAUAUCCUCCCAGCAAAGAAGGGUCCCUCUUUGACUUUGCUGCCCACCUCAUGGAAGAGAGGUGGAAGUUAUUAAGGGCCGCAGUCAGGCAAAGUGGUCUCUUCACUUUGCCAGAGUUUCCCCCUGGAUCGUGCAGGUUUCUCAACAUCUCCUUCGCUCCUCGACCAGCUUUUGCAUGGUUGAAGUGCGAAGCCCCUAUAGAAGACUGCGAAGCCUUUCUCCGAUCUAACAACAUCUUAACAAGAAGCGGUAUACAUUUUGGCGUUGGACCACAAUAUGUUAGGAUAAGCAUGCUAGAUCGAGAUGAAAACUAUGAUGAAUUUGUAGAGAGAUUGUCCACCAUCCACCUGCGACAAUCCAUGCACGUAGAUGAGACGGCGGAAUAGCAUAGGCUUGAGCGUGUCUGUUUCCGUGGUUGCUUCUGCGUUUGAAACAAACCACGGAAACAAAACGUUUGGUAAAAUAGCAAACGCUAUUUACUGUGUACGGAACCCACCACAAUUAACGUUUUAAACGCGAGUUAGCCGAAAGCAAUAUCCAUCUGCUUCUCCUUUCCUGCCGCAUUUGUGCAUGCGUGCUCUGCACAGGAAGAGUGUAAUUAAAAUUGUGAGUAGGGGAAGAAAGGCUCACCCGGUGCUGAAGGCUGGAGACGAAGAAGAUGGUGACGAUCUGGCCAGACAAUGUCCUAUCUCGUUUUCCAUUUAUCUCCUGCCCUUUUUGUGUUCUCUGGGUCCUUUUAUUCUCUCUCCGAUCUUGUUCUACUUUUUUUUUCUUGUUCCCUCUCUUUGUUUUUUUCCUUUUUUUUCUCUGUUUUUUCACCGUGUUUUUCUCCAGUAUUUUCUCCCUGUUCUUGCAUCUGUGUAUUAGUUUUGCAGGAGAAGUGAACAGUGUCAUGUGAAUUAAUUCAUGUGGCAUGUUCACUGUUCACUUGAAUAGUGCCAGCUGAAUUUCACUUGGUACUGUUCACAUGAACAGUGUCUCCAUUGCUCAUUGGACCGCGUUCGACCUGGUAAAAUUUUUUUAUUUUUUUAAUUGUGUUUUACUUGAAAAAGUAGUGUUUAAUAUUAAUCAAUAACAUUGUAUAAAUUAGAAGGA